Molecule: messenger RNA, 2037 nt
Organism: Capsella rubella
Lineage: Eukaryota; Viridiplantae; Streptophyta; Magnoliopsida; Brassicales; Brassicaceae
Exons: 1
Coding region: 1-2010 (669 amino acids)
Source: RefSeq, a predicted model, not a curated record
AUGGAUAUUCAGGAUGGAAUGUAUUUGCCCCAUAUCUACAACCAUAUAAUGAUGCCUUCGAAUCAUCUAAGGAAAGGUGAUUGUUGUGGACGCUUGGAAGCUACCAGUGAUGGAUACUAUUGCAGAAGCUGCGAUUUCUUCGUCCACAAGAAAUGUGGUGAGUCCCCUAGAUCUAUCGAACAUCCAUGUCACUCCAUUCACCCUCUUAUACUUCGAAGUAAGCCACAUAAUAUAUGUGAUUUGUGUGAGAGGAGUAUUGAGAAUCUAUGCUACCAUUGUGAGCUAUGUGACUUUGACGUGGAUCUAUACUGUGUGAGGUACCCACCACCAAUGGUUAUAGAAAAUUCCGAGAUGCAUGGCCACAAGCUCUUUCUUCUCGAGGAGCCGAUCAAGUUUGACUGUGCUGCUAGCUGUGGGAAGAUUGGUCAUAGUUUUGCUUACAAAUGUCAUGAAUGUGAUUUAGCCUUCCAUGUGGCUUGCCUAUGGGAUUCAUCGGAGUUAAAACUCCCGUUAGAGGUAAACCACUCUCACCACACCUUGCACCCUCUUAAGCUCAUCAUGGGACGAUCACCGGAUUAUUCUGAUGAGAAAUGUCGUCUUUGCGAUAUCAAGAUUGAUGAUGAAUCUUUUUAUCAUUGUUCUUCGUGUAACUUCACCUUGGAUAUACGUUGUGUUUUUCACCCCCUACCACAAUCUGUUAUGGAGGUGAAAGCACAUGAUCACCAGCUCACCCUUCUCCCUAGGCUCGAUUCUUUUACAUGUAACGCUUGCGGACUCAAGGGAGAUCGAAGCCCUUACAUAUGUGUUCAAUGCAAUUUCAUGAUCCACCAACACUGUCUUGCCCUUCCACGAGUCAUAAACAUCAAUAGGCAUGAUCACCGUGUCUCUCGCAAUGCUGUUGUUGGCGUUGUGAAUUCUAUAUGUGGAAUUUGUCGCCAGAAGGUGGAUUGGAUUUGGGGAGGCUAUUCUUGUCAGCACUGCCCUCGCUAUGUUGUUCAUUCGAAGUGUGCUACCAGAAGAGAUGUGUGGAACGGGAAAGAACUCGAGGGAGUACCUGAAGAGAUUGAAGAUAUAGAACCAUAUGUGGUAAUAGAUGACAAUACAAUACUACAUUUCAGCCACAAAGAGCAUUAUCUAAGACUCCACAUUAAUGGUCUUCUUUGUGAGGACAAGAAGCGGUGCAGCGCUUGUACCCAUCCCAUAUGUCUCCAAUCCUUCUAUUAUAGCUGUAUCUAUUGUUGUUUCUUUCUCCACCAGAACUGUGCUCAACUUCCUAGAAGGAAAUGGCAUGUGCUACACAAUGAACGGCUUACUUUAGUAACAAGCACCACCAAUUUCUUUGGGUGUAGAGCUUGUAACAGACCAUCCAAUGGUUUCAAAUACCAAUAUGAUGAGGAGAAGACUUUAGAUGCUCUGUGCGGUUCAAUUUCUGAGCCAUUUUUCCAUCCAAGUCAUCCGGAUCAUCCCUUAUACCACACUGAACCAAAGAAAAGGAUACAAUGCAAUGCUUGCAACAAGUUGACAUAUCCUGCGCUCUCGUGCAUUGAAAAGGGUUGUGGAUUUUCCUUGGGCUUCGACUGCGCCACUUUACCACAACUAGUAAAGCAUAGAUUUGACAAUCAUCUUCUCUCACUAUGUUAUGGAGAAAAGGCAAGUGGGAAAUGCUGGUGUGACAUUUGUGAAGAAGAAACCAAUCCAGAGACAUGGUUUUACACGUGUAAAGAUCACCAAGCUAGUUUGCAUAUAAAGUGUGUGCUCGGAGACUUGUCUGGGGUCAUGCCAAGAAGCACAAUAACGGUUUCUGGCAUACCAAAUGAGGUGGUCGUCAAUAAUGGUAUGUCUCGCCCAUUUUGCAUGAAUUGUAAGUCGCGUUGUAUGUACCCUAUGAUCUUGAAGAAGCCUGGGGUAUCAGACGCAUAUUCACAUCAUUGCUCUUUUCAUUGCAUGGUUGCUACUGUACUUUUCAUUUUCCGUACCUUAGGUCUGGAUCAAGAUGUCUCUCAGUUGUAAAGAUAAAUCGUGAAGUAUGUGAAGCAA